Messenger RNA from Guillardia theta CCMP2712, 666 nucleotides. RefSeq lists its product as hypothetical. The record is from RefSeq and is a predicted model, not a curated record. NCBI's taxonomy places the organism in Eukaryota, Cryptophyceae, Pyrenomonadales, Geminigeraceae. The transcript has 6 exons. The coding region runs from base 1 to 666 and encodes 221 amino acids.
AUGAAGCGCGUCGGAAAGAGGAAGGAGGAGGAUCGGAUGUCCUCGCAGAGCUGUGGAGGUGUCGGGAUGAAGGCGGAGGAGGAUGACGUGGAUGGGUCGAAGGGCGGGGACUUCGUUAGCAACGGCAGUCCUGCAAGGGAUGAUGCAGAUGCGUGGGGAGCAGCUACUGCGCUGAUUGAACUCUUCUCACGCAACGAGAAAGGCCCGAUAGCAGACGAAGCUGAGAGAGGAAGGCGAGGAGAUGCCCAUUCCCUCCGUUGCUCCGAGGCCCACAACACGCAGACUCCCAAUCACGACACUCAUGCUAAAUCUUCUCCUGACGUGAAGGAGGCGCAGCAAGACAGGCUAAGAAUCUCUCCAUCCUUGUCCUCCUCCAACCAGCAGCUGCUAGCCUCGCCAUACAUGGCCAACCUCAUGCUUGCCAGCAAGGAAGACAGAAAUUUCCAGCUGUCGCCGAGGUCGCUGGCCAAGACUGAAGCUGAGAACAAGCACAACAAAUAUUGUCAUUUCUGCCAGCACAUUAAGGUCAAGAAGGCGAGGAGCAUGAGGGCCUGUUCCAACGCCGAGUGUGCGAGGAGAUUCUGCGAGCAUUGUCUUCUUUUCCACCUCAAGGAGGAGCCCGAGAGCAUGACGCCGACUUGGAGAUGUCCGAUAUGCAGGAGGUAA